AUGGUCAGUUCUCUCAAGGAAUGCAAUGAGAGCGUUGUUCGCAAUGAAAGUGACGCUGCAGGAAACUCAAUCUCUUUGAACAAGAUUGAACGAUUCGAUAAAUUUACCCGGAGAAGAAUGAGAUCUCAGAGGGUACCAGACUCACCCACCACGUCGAAAGAAGAAGCAACGGAAGAUGAUGUCAGUCGAUGGAUUGACUUCAACAAGAUGGCUACAUAUAUAACCGAAGUGCAUCUGUUCUAUAAACUAGAAUACUUUCAAUGUUCUAUUCAAGUGGCAGGCAACAUGUUAGAGAUAACUAACAAAAAUUAUAAAACAACCUCUGCAGAAAAUAUCAAAAAGGAUAAAGCAGAUACUUACAAUCACAAAAUCUUAAAGUCCAGAUAUAAACCUCUAUAUUUAUUCUGCGAUUCUAAAAAAAAAUUCUUUUUGAUCAAUUUUUGCACCGUGCCAAAGAAAAAAGACAUAGAUUCACAUGAAAAAGAUUAUUUAAUCCUGCAAAGGUUCAACUCGUUCUUUGUAUCCGAUUUGUCGGAUCAAUCAGUAACUAUUUCCACAACUGGCAGUAAGUCAAUCGUCAUGGAAUUGGAAGCUGGUAGACAACUUUUACAAAUUCAUAGCCGUUCGGAUUCCAAUCUAAUAAUUAUUUCUUCCGACACGGAUUUCCAUCUUGGAGAUCGGACGAUUGUGCAGCAACUAAUGAAAACAGAAUCCAAUAGAAUCGAGCAAAUAUCAAAGAUGAUUGGUAACAGUCUCUACAAAGCUUAUCGAUCGUUUGGGACAAAAGAUUAUCCGGCAAUGUUAGGAGACUACUACCGAAGUUACAUGCCCAAUGUGUGGCUUGCUUCUUCAAAGGAAAAUAAGAAUUUACGAACGCUAAUACAUCAUUUCUUCAUGGAAGAACAAAUUCGACUGAUUAAAGAAAUCGUUUCCAACGAAGAACUGGAAAACAUUUUUCAUUCUUUAAGAGUAUUUUUCCUAAAUCCGCAGAUUAGAUUAGAAUAUCUUAAUUUAAUGACGAACCACAAAUCUCUUCAGGAUCUUACGAUGAAAGAAACUUGGAAAACGUUUCUCGCAUCACGCAAUCAUGAAGAAAUUUCAAAGUACGAUCAAGCAGCGACAAUAAUUCAAUCUUUCUUUAAGAUGGCUCUCAUAAAGAGAUAUAAACAACUUCAUGAUUCUGAUCACGCUCUGCAUAUGCAGAUUCGCAAUUGGCUUCUGAAGAUAUCCGAUCUAUUCGAUUCGUCUCUCGCAAGCCGAUUGCUGAGAAACGUCAUCAAUCGUCAUACCAGUUUGGGCGAUCUGUAUCCUUGUUCCGGAGACUUCGUACAUGUUCUGAAUAUUCAGGAGUUUAGAGGUGUCUUGGAAAAUGUUAGGUACAAACAGUGGUUCCCAAUUGUCAGAUUUGUCGUGAAUCCCAAGCCUGCACAGAAAGUCCUCGCGGCCUUCGAACUAAUAAUCGAUCUCCCUCAUUUCGCACUGCGAGUCUUCAAUAAUCAAAAUAAACGCGAGAUGACACGUCUCAUAAACCACGUAGCGCCAAUUUGUUACGAAUACCUUCCGUACGGUUACACAGUGUUUGCUUACAGCUGGAACAAUGAGCGGAACUUCAAGGAGCUCGCUUGGAUAAUUCGCGUGAUUACCAUAAAAGGAGAUCCAAUGCUCUAUCAACUAAAUGAGCAGUGGCCUUUGUCAUUAGAAACUAAAUUACCCAGAUUAAUGGUCGACGAAUUGAUUGAUAUAUAUAUUCCAAAUGCGAGGAAUUGUAUCGCGCGAUGGAUUUUGCAAACGACUUCGGAAAGAAGCAUUGUUUCGAUAAGAUUGACAACCUCAUACAACCUGGCAGAGAUCAGAAUAGAAGUCGUCGAUGAAAGCAACAAUAUUUUAGCUGAUGUUAACGGCAGUUCGACAGUUUUAUUGCCUUUAGUAAUCUUGGAAUAUCCUACCAAGAACAAUGAAGUUUAUAAAAUUGAGAAUAAUAAUCAAGGCGUUAACAAAAAAUUGAAAAAUACGGGCAAGGAGAAAAAUUUGUAUUAUAUAGAGGCUUUCGUGCUUAAUAAUAGUUGGCCUCUCACGGAUGUCGAAUGGGUGAACGUAAAUCAAACAAAGACAAAAAACGUGGAAGAUCUCAUGAUUACUCCCGAUUUACAAUCCGGGAAUAAAACAUCAAGCUCUAGUCUCUCGACAAUGAAAAACAACAGAUACAAGCAAUUAUUAAAUAAUGAUCAACCUUUGGAGCCGCCAUAUUGGAUUCUUCAGAUUGUUACAGAUGCUCAAGAUGCUAUAGAGAUUUGUCAAGAUAAAAGCAGAGUGCAAAAGAUAGCAUUGCUGAAAGAGUCUUGGCGGUCAAAGAGUCCAAAUCGAUCAGAACGUGGAAAAGAUUUGCGAGAAAUCUUUUUAAAUGCGCAUAUCUUAAAAAUCGAACCUGACGCAUCUUUGAAUCUAAAUGAGUCGAAAUUAAUAGAAAACGAAGACGCGAUGUUUUGUUUGUCGCACGUCAGGCAAUACAGAACUUUAAAAUCACCAAAGCCUCAUCUGCCUGUUUCAAACAUGAUGAAGUACAUGAAAAGAGAUGAAGCUGUGAAGCAUUAUUGGAUAAAAACAAAGAGUGAUGACGAGAUAUUGAAAAACCAAUAUAUCAACAAUAUUACUAACAAUCAGUCAAAUUAUUUCCGUUAUUUAGAAAAUUUGGCCAAACUGAUAAACAAACAGCUGCAGAAAUAUAUAAAGUACAUCGAAAAGAAAGAAGAGACUUUCUGGCAGAGAAGAGUUCUCGUGGACGCUGUUUAUGAAACUCGAAGGACUUAUACUGAUAAUUUAAUAUCUGAGAGGUUGAAAAUGAAGGAGAAAGGAAAGAAAGAUUAA
Pogonomyrmex barbatus (red harvester ant) is the source of this 2865-nucleotide messenger RNA. RefSeq lists its product as uncharacterized. The record is from RefSeq and is a predicted model, not a curated record. Lineage: Eukaryota; Metazoa; Arthropoda; Insecta; Hymenoptera; Formicidae.